AAGCAAUGGAACAAACCCUCAGAACUCACAUUAAGUUGUUGAAGCUAGCCACAAUCAUUGUAUUAAAAUGAAGCAGAACCAAAAAAUUACUAUUUUUAUUGUGGGGCUAGUUCUUUUGGCCAGCCAGAUGCAGGCUGCUCCAAAAGGGAAGUCAUUGCCCGCAUUUCUGAAGGUAUGUUAUCGCGACUCUCCGGACCUCAAUACCUGUGCCCGGGAAUCCUUUGAAUCUCUAAAGCCCCGCCUUAUGAAUGGCAUCCCAGAACUUUUCAUACCACCAAUGGAACCGUUGACGGUGCCAGAAAUCAAAAUGGAUCAGGAUUCUGGUGCCAUCUAUCUGCACUCCACUUAUAAAAAUGUGAAGAUAACUGGCAUGUCCACACAUAAAUUGAACGAAUUGAGCAUCGAUCCUAGUCAAAUGAAGUUCGUUGUGGCGAUGACUUUCCCCAAAUUGCACUUGGAAUCCGAAUAUAACAUUAAGGGAAAAAUCAUGAUGAUGCCGAUGUUGGGUGAUGGACAUUGUUUUGUGGAUCUAACCAAUAUCGCAAUGCACACGGAAAUGUUUGGAGAGGAAUAUACUAAGAACGGUGCGACCUAUUUGAGGAUCAAAGACAUAAAGGUCAAAUACGAUCUGCAGAAUGUGCACAUGCAGUUGGACAAUCUCUUCAAUGGCGACAAGGCUCUGGGUCAGCGUAUGAACGAUUUCCUCAAUGAGAACUGGAAGUCUUUGGCCGAAGAAGUGCGUCCUCUCAUGACUAAGGUGCUCGUGGAUAUACUGCGUGCCUCAAUUGAUAAAUUGUUUAAUGAAUUCACCUACGAACAGCUGUUGCCCCGAAUGAAGUUGUAAGCAAUUUGUUAAAAACUAAAUAUUUAAUCAUAGUUAAAAAAAAAAUAGUUAUUCCCCAAAUAGAAAAAUAAAGAUAUUAGAAAUUAAUGCAAAAUAAA
Drosophila albomicans is the source of this 942-nucleotide messenger RNA. RefSeq names its product protein takeout (gene Jhbp5). The record is from RefSeq and is a predicted model, not a curated record. NCBI's taxonomy places the organism in Eukaryota, Metazoa, Arthropoda, Insecta, Diptera, Drosophilidae. The transcript has 3 exons. The coding region runs from base 68 to 844 and encodes 258 amino acids.